GUGGGAUUCAAUUAGAGAGCUUUAUCAGCAAUGGUUGCUAUGGCUGCCUCUACAUAUUUCUUUUUGAAUUCUUCCUCAUACCAUGACAUGACUCGCAAUAAUCUUAGACGCACACCAGGACCCAAAGAUGCACAUGGGAUCAUCAAGAAAAAUGAUGGUUCGUCAAGGAGUUUGCUUGCUAAAGAUCUUACAAAGGUAAACGCUACUGAAGUUCGCGCUAAUAGAGCUAGUUUCUUGAAGCCAAUAAUGAUGCUUGGCCAAAACAAAAAUUAUCUGGACAUGAUUCCGGAUCUCGGUUUUGGAAGCAUGCUUAGUGAUGGUUUUGUUUUCCGACAAAACUUUCAAAUCAGAUCAUAUGAAGUUGGGUCAGACCAAGCAGUUACUACAGAAACCCUUAUGAAUCUAUUGCAGGAAACAUCCAUAAAUCAUUUGAAGGCAAUUGGAGUAUGGGGUGAUGGCUUAGGUUUAACACGAGAGAUGUGCAAGAAGAACCUAAUCUGGGUGAUGUCAAAGCUGCAAGUGGCAGUGGAUCGUUAUCCAAUAUGGGAUGAUGUUAUUCAAAUUGAUACAUGGAAAGGUGCCUAUGGGAAAAUUGGAAUGUGCUCCAAUUGGAAGUUUUGUGAUGCGAAAACAGGCGAGAUAUUACUAACAGCCUCAUGUAUUUGGUUAAUGAUGAAUGAAGAGACAAGAAGGUUAUCCAAAUUCCCAGAUGAAGUUCGAAGUGAAUUAGACGAACACUUUACCAAUGCUACACUGCCCGUGAUCGCUAGAAAAUGGUCACCACACGAUGAGAUGAGUAUUGUAGACCAUGUUCGCAAUGGUAUAAUGCCAAGAUGGAGCGACUUAGAUAUCAACCAUCAUGUUAACAAUGUGAAAUAUAUUGGGUGGAUCCUUGAGAGUGUUCCACAUUCUAUUGUCGAGAACUAUGAGAUUGCUAGCCUAACUUUAGAGUACCGCCAAGAGUGCAAAAUGGAAAGCGUGGUGCAAUCCCACACUUAUGUAAUGGUAAGCAACAAUGGCAAGAAAGGGGAUAAUGAUCAUGUUGAUUGCAAGCAUGCGCUUCAACUUGAGACUGGAGGUGGUGAGAUCAUGAAAGGCUGGACUAUAUGGCGGCCAAAACAAUAUGAAAAUAGACUAGGACUAGAAUGAGGGUAGAUCUUAGUUCUUUAAUUGGAAGUAAAAGACCUAAAAGUCACAAAACAACAAAUGUUACCAUUGGUUUACUCUUAUCAUCUUCUAUCGAAACUCAUGAUAAUAUUGACUUUUUAGUUCCCUAUUUUAGAGUUGAUAU
Messenger RNA from Helianthus annuus (common sunflower), 1291 nucleotides. RefSeq names its product palmitoyl-acyl carrier protein thioesterase, chloroplastic. NCBI's taxonomy places the organism in Eukaryota, Viridiplantae, Streptophyta, Magnoliopsida, Asterales, Asteraceae. Bases 31 to 1149 code for a protein of 372 amino acids. Gene Ontology annotation, biological process: fatty acid biosynthetic process. The transcript is spliced from 6 exons. Gene Ontology annotation, molecular function: fatty acyl-[ACP] hydrolase activity; acyl carrier activity. The record is from RefSeq and is a predicted model, not a curated record.